UGGCUUUCGAAUUUUUACAAUUUUUACUGUAGUCGCUGCCUUUUGUUGCGUUUCUAUCUCUGUUCAACGAUGCAAUCAGUCCUCCGAAACGUCACCAAGGCAGGCCCACUGUACUCUCUGGCACGCAACAUUAGGUUAGCAGCACCGUUAACCCAAAGGCCCUGCGUUCGACCUCAGUUCAUUCGAACUCUCGUUACAAAGCGUUACACGAAGGAUCACGAAACCGUCACCUAUGAUGAUUCGACGGGAAUUGGCAUUGUGACCAUUACCAACCACGCUCAAUCGUCUCUCGGAGAUGUCGUUUUCGUGGAAUUGGCUGAGAUAGGGACUGAGGUGGAGCAAGGAGGCCAUAUAGGAGCGGUGGAAAGUGUCAAGGCUGCGUCAGAUAUCUAUGCCCCAGUUUCUGGCCUCGUGGAGGAAAUCAACGCUGCACUAGCCUCUCAGCCAGGAUUGUUGAACAAAUCUCCUGAAGAGAAAGGUUGGCUAUGCAAAAUCAAAAUUUCGGAUCCGUCUGAGCUAGAAGGGUUGCUUACGGAGGAGCAGUAUAAGGCUGAGUAUAACAUUGAAUCUUGAAAAGCUCGCACAACGUCCUAGGGCCUCAACUGCUCGGAUAUAGAACAUAGACUUUAGAUUAUAUUAUUUCUUGCGCAGAGCCGUUGUCAUGUAAUGAAAUUGGGAUUAAG
Molecule: messenger RNA, 683 nt
Organism: Guyanagaster necrorhizus
Lineage: Eukaryota; Fungi; Basidiomycota; Agaricomycetes; Agaricales; Physalacriaceae
Exons: 6
Coding region: 70-573 (167 amino acids)
Biological process (GO): protein lipoylation; glycine decarboxylation via glycine cleavage system
Cellular component (GO): glycine cleavage complex; cytoplasm; mitochondrion
Source: RefSeq, a predicted model, not a curated record